CGCGCGCUGCACGUGGACGGCGCGCUGCUCGUCGUCGACAAGGGCGCCGGCCUGCUCACCGUGCCAGGAAUCGGCGAGGCCAAGGCCGACUGCCUCCUCUCCCGUCUGGCCGACGCUGGCCACCCGGAGGUUGGCCACGCGGCGCACCGGCUGGACAGGGACACGUCGGGCGUCCUCGCGCUGGGCCGGACGCCGGCGGCGCACAGGUCUCUGUGCGUCCAGUUCCAGGAGCGGCGGGCGUCCAAGCGCUACGAGGCGCUGGUGCUGGGCUGGCCCGCCGAGGACGCGGGCGAGGUCGACCUGCCGAUCGGCAAGGUCCGGCGGCCGGGCGGCGCGGCGCGCAUGCGCGUCGCGGCCGGCGCGGCCGGCGCGGAGCAGGCGCGGCCGAGCGUCUCCACGUGGCGCGUGCUCGAGCGCACGUCGCUGCCCGACAGCGGCGUGGGGGUGGCGCGCGUCGAGCUCGUGCCCGUCACCGGCCGCGCGCACCAGCUGCGGCUGCACAUGGAGGCGAUCGGCCACCCCGUGCUGGGCGACGAGCUGCACGGGAGCGACGAGGCGGCGGCUGCCGCGCCGCGCCUCUGCCUGCACGCGAGCGCGCUGACGCUGGACCACCCCGAUGGCAGAAGCGGGAGGGUGACGUUCAGGUCGGCGGCGCCUUUU
This is a messenger RNA of Emiliania huxleyi CCMP1516, 660 nucleotides long. RefSeq names its product ribosomal large subunit pseudouridine synthase A (gene rluA). The transcript has a single exon. Gene Ontology annotation, molecular function: RNA binding; pseudouridine synthase activity. The record is from RefSeq and is a predicted model, not a curated record. Lineage: Eukaryota; Haptophyta; Isochrysidales; Noelaerhabdaceae. The annotation marks the transcript as partial. Gene Ontology annotation, biological process: pseudouridine synthesis.